AAAAUCAGUUAUUGAUACCCUUAACAAUUUCUAUAAAAUCAAUCUAACUGAAACUUGUUAUAAAAUAUACUGAACUUUAAAAAGUUGAUAAGAGUCCCUAACAUUUUGUAGCUAAUAAUGUAUGACUCUGUUUCCCAGGGAUAUAAGCGUGAUAUUAUGAUUAAAGCCAUUUCUCUUUAACUUUUCUAAGUAGGACUGAAAUGAGAGGCCAUUUAAAUAAAGCAGACAUUAACCUUCAUAGGUCAGGAAAUUAUAACGGAAAAAAAUUCAAUCAAUUUAAUUUUUUCUCAAAACUCCCAUAUGCACAGCAUACACAGAAUUGAAAUGGUGAUUCUCUCAUAUCCCUGGUGCAAACAGUAAUAUACAUAAAAAAUAGAAAUAUGUGGUAAAAUAAAAUACCUGUGAAAAACACAUAAGACAAAAGGUUAAUGGGGGUAAAGUCAGAGAAGGAAAACAGGGGAAGGGACUUCAGCAUAAUGAUGGCCUGAUGGGUUUGCUGGUUCUUGUCUGGAUGCUCCUCAUUCUCCUCCCGGAGGGCAGGAGACGGAAGAAGACCUUAAUGCUGAGUGCUUUGUGGGCCAGGAGGGUUUGGUUGAUAUCCUGGAGUGUGAGAUGGAGGGUACCAAUAAUCUUUUCUGAUGCUCUCUGCGCUGCAACGUCUUCCUGCAGGAUGUGGUGCAGCAGCCUACUACUGGGAUGCUUUCAGUGGUUCGGGAAUAGGAAACAGACAUAGUGGGGCUCAGUGGUUUGGCUCUUUUUAGUCUGUGGAGGAAGUGGAGUGUUGCUGCUCCAGGAAAGAUCCUCAGUGAGAUAUACACCCAGGAACUUGGUGUUGCUCUCUCUCUCUGUAAAGCAGCACAAUUGAUGAUCAAAUUGGGUUGUCAUUGAGUUGUUCAGUCAUUGUGUAGUUCUUAGAUUUUGUGGGUUGGUUCUAUACUUUUUGGAUUUCAUUUCUUGGUUUAAGGCAGGGGUCUAAUGAUGCUGGUAAUUAUUAAUUAAAAUCAUAUACUUACAUUUAAGAAACAGGCAAAAGAGGAACUGACCUGACUGGAACAAUGAAAGUAACAGAGACAAAAGCACAGGACAGACUGCAAAGGUGGAAAAGGACAAUCUGGGCAAGGAGAAAUGAAACAGAUUGGCUUUAAACUGCAUGGGAUUGAUUGACCUAAGAACCAGGUGAGACUAAGAGAAGAUAUUCCAGCUGGAAGGACUAAACUGAGAAGCUGAGAGAAAGUGACUAAAUAACACUAUCAUGAACACAGACAGAAUUAAAUGGGACAAAAAAACAAUCUUACUAAGAGUUCAUGAACUAAAAGCGAAUGACCAACUCUAAAGUAAUAAUCUAAACCAGUACACAUAAAGAGACCACAAAAAAGAAUUGAAUAUCUUAAUAAUGAACUGUGUAUGGGUGUGUACUUAAAAAAAAAAAAUCAAAACACAAACCCCAGGCAAGAAUAGAAACUAUAAAUUGAUCAUGCCACUCUUAUGCUUAUUCAGUUGCUCCUGUAUUCCUGCCCCAUUCAUGGCAGCAGUCGGUAAUCACUCACCUGUUUCUUCCUGGAGUCUCCUGCAUUUGUGCCAACUCCAAACAAGAAACUAUGACCUAAUCUAUUCCCAUUACCUUUAUUAUGAUUUCAAAUGUAACAGUACAUCCUCACAUGAAACACAAUGGAAAUGAAUGCUGCUUUUAUGACCAUGCAUGCCAGCAGCAUACAUUACAGAAGCCUCUUUUGAACUCUUCAUAUUAUUGAGUGAUAAAAGGUAAGUACAAUAAACCUCAUGUGUUAUUCAUAGGUCUUCAACACUUGUGUGCUUCCUUUCUGCUCCCUGCCCAUCCGCUUAUCUUUCCAUCUCAGAGACAAAAAGCCUCUCAAAUGAGCAUCCACAAAGAUCAUCGACAACAACAGCAACAGUAAAGCACUUAGCAGUGGAAGGACCCAUCUUUGUUUUCUCAAAUAUGACAAAUCCAAUGGAGCAACAUUCUUUCCUGCUGACAAAUCAAAUCAGCGGUUUGGCCCGGGUUCAUCAGGGUGAUGUUUUGCUCCCAAAGAGGCACUAAUAUCUUUGAAGAGCAUGCUCAGAGGUAGUACUCUGUUGACAUGUUCAGCAUAAUAUCUCAAGGAGCCAUCAUUAAAGAAAUGUAGCAUUCUUUUCAGCAGUCCUUGCCCCCACCACCAUUCAUGUAAGUGCUUCACCUCAGUUGUAUCUAUUCUCAAUGAUUGAAUUACUACAGUGUAAUGGAAACCAUGUAGAGUGCUGUGGGACAUCCUUUUCCCACACAACAACCGUUUAAUCACAGACAAACAGCGGGCACAGUGCCACAUUAUCUAUCACUGUCUGAAAAUGAAUGAGAGAAGGAGACAGAGUGUUUUUUGUUUGUGAUGUUAUCUGAAAAAAUUUAAAUGUAGGCGUGAAAGGCAUCAGCUGGAUCCUUCCUAGCAUCAUAAUGGAUCCUAAAUAAGGCAAUAAAAAUGCAAAUGAUGAUGAGAUUAGCAUUUUAUUGCCUUCUUUGCUACUUAGACCACUCUAGUAUACAUGUUAAUAGGCAGGUAUUAGCUCAAACUCUUUCACCACACAGUGGACUGUUCGUGUGCAGAAUUCACACACAACCAGCCCACAGCCACAGAUGUUUCUGACCAUCAGUUCAGAGGAAACAUCUCCACCUCCCUCCCCACCUCUGACACAUUCUGGGUUUUCCCAGUCACGAUCAGCAUCUCAUUUUUCCCUCCCCAUUUUUUUCUUGAAAUAUUCUGUGUUUGUUGUUUUGAGGCCCCUUUUUGUGAAAUUUUAAUCCCUUUCUCUCAUCAUGUCGUCUCUUUUGAGGGAAGAGAUGCAGAGAGUUUUAUUUCGACCUGCAAAGCACAGACUUGUGGAGUUUAUUGAAAUUGAAGAGCCAACGCCUGGAAGGCAUUUUCUCUGCGUCUCAGUUGGACAAAAAAAAGUGGUGCAGUUAAGCGUAGUGCAUUGUCAGAUCUCUCAGUCAACCCAAAAAUCUGGAUCCAAGAAGUUACAAGCCAAACGUUCCAGCAUCCAGGAAUGCUACAAGAGGACCGAGAUCUGGUCCCUGCAUGACCUGACUCUUGUUGAUGGAAGAGAUCCUGAUGUGGAUGACUCCUGCUUCCUGCUGCACUUCGAUAAGGUGCGUACAGUGACGGCCGUCACCUGCUCAGCCAAAUACACGAUGGUGCGUGCCCUGGUUGCCCUCUGUGACCGUUACUGUCAGAGGCCGCUAAAUCUGCAGAACUUUGACUUCCCUUACAUCAAGCCCACCACCUAUUACUCCAACAGAGGGGACUGUGUCGUUCUGUCCCAGAUAUGCUUCUAUGCGUGCAAUCUGGUUUGCUUGUCUAUGUGUCCAGUGCCACUGGAUGCCUAACAACACAGCUUUUGUGUGUUUCUCUAUAGUGUGUGAGCAUUGUUGUGCUGUAGCUAAUGUUCUGUGUGUAAUUCUGGUUAAUCGCAGGUAUGCUUCAGUUGGGUUUAUAUUGAUUAUUUAUUUUUGCAUUAUUGCUCUUUUAAGCGUAUGUUCAUGACAAACAAGUUUUAGACUGAUAUUUCUAGGACAUCUUUUGUACUUAGUGUUUAAUUAUGUGAUCCAUUAAAGAGCCCACUAAAAAUGACAUUCACAAUAAAACAAAAUGAACUAUAAAAGACAAAUAUAGCAAAGAGAUGAAUGACUUAUUUUAUUCAUGGUAAAUAAAGACUCCUGUGAACACAGUAUGUUUACUGUGUGUUAUUUAUUUGCCAUCUCUGUAUUUUAAAUUCCGUAUUGCUAAAGUAGCACUUUUUAAGGAAAAAUAAUUUUGGAGGCAUUCUGUUGGUAGACUAUGGCUUAUUUUAGAUCAUUUUAAUUAAGUAAUAGCUAAAGAAAGAUUCCUUUGCAGGAAAUAUCAGUGAACAAAUUUAUACCUUUCAUGUUAUUGAAAGUAAUGAGAACAUUGAAAUUAAAGUUCUGUUAUGAGAGAUUUUAUUUAUGUAGUCAUUUUAAAAAUUUCGUAAAAAAAAAAUUUAAAUAGAAAAAUAAAAAUGGAUAUCACGCUGAGAUACUUUUUGCCUUUACCCAGAAUAUUUAAAUGGACUUUUAUUCCUGCAAGUGCUUUCACUUAAAAUUAGUUGUUGUAGCUGGAUGCCCCGUCACUCUUUUUUCUAUUCUUUCAUCUGCAUUUUGUUUUAGCAUAUUAUUUCUUAAUAAAUGAAUAAUUAUGA
This is a messenger RNA of Xiphophorus hellerii (green swordtail), 4206 nucleotides long. It is a transcript of the gene exoc1l, whose product is annotated as exocyst complex component 1 like. The transcript is spliced from 3 exons. Lineage: Eukaryota; Metazoa; Chordata; Actinopteri; Cyprinodontiformes; Poeciliidae. Bases 2807 to 3376 code for a protein of 189 amino acids. The record is from RefSeq and is a predicted model, not a curated record.